AUGUUAGCAUCCUUACGUAUAGAAACCCGACCACAAGAACAAGGUGGAAGAGAAGUUUCAGUCAUGUUUAAUUCUUCAAGAUCGUUAACUACUGAUACUGAUAUUGAUAGUGAUCAGAGUACUCCAAUGGUAAUUGAUAGUGAAGUAGUAGAAGAAGGAGAAGAAAGAGGAAGCAAUGAAAGAAGAAGCGAAGAGAGAGAUGGGUUUUCUUUAACAAGAGAAGAGAAUGAGAGUUCUGUUGAAGAAGCAACGAGGAGGGAAAUUAGAGUUAAGGGAUAUGAUUUGGAUGGAUUGAAUUGUGCUAUUUGUAUGGAGCCAUGGAGGUCUGAAGGUGAUCAUCAAGUCAGCUGCCUUCCUUGUGGGCAUGUGUAUGGUUUUUCUUGCAUUAGCAAGUGGCUUCAACGUCCAUUGCCUUCUACAAAGUGUCCUCAGUGCAAUGCAAAGUGCAUACUCAAGGAUAUUAGAAAGCUCUAUGCAACACCAGUGGUAGUUAUUGAUGAAGGGCUACAAAAGAAAGUCGAAUCUCUUGAGGAUGAAAUUGGCUCCCUUAAGACAGAGAAAGAUGAUUUGCUUGACAUACAAGAUAACUUGCUUGAAAUUCAAGAUAAUUUGCUCAAGGAAUUACGCAAUCUCAAGGAAAAGCCAGCUUGUGUAGAGAACACAUCAUUUGUGCAGAUGGGGAGCAAACCUCUUCAAUUCAUUAAUGCAGAGGAAGCUCAGGGUGCACCAUCUGAAGGUGGAAGGAUGUUUGCCAUGGACUUCUCUUAUCAAAAUCUGAUUCUCAGUCGAAGAAUUGCUGGGAUGGGUGGGAUGCAUAUGCUCAACAAGAUUAACUUGAUUAAUCCUCAUGAAAAUGAAGAUAUAUGGCUUCCUCCUAGCACAAAGGCUGUUAAGGAUAUACAAAUUUCUCCUUGUGGUAGACUCACCGUUCUGGCUUCACUUGGGAAGAAAUUAUCGAUACUUAGCAACCAACUGAACUGGAGUGUUUCUUUGUUUAGCAUGGUAAGCAACAAUAUUGUCAUGAGCUAUAAUCUAAGGGUCCCAGCUUGGUCAUGUUCGUGGGAUCUAAACGGCCCUCAUUAUGUGUAUGCUGGCUUGCAGAAUGGAAUGCUUUUGGUAUUUGAUAUGCGCCGGACUCAGAAUCCUUUGCAGUCCAUGGUUGGUCCAAUGCCCAGGCCAAUUCAUACAAUAUACUCCCUUGUGCAAAACCCUGUUCUUGGUUCCAAUUCUCGAAACCUGCUUACAGGUUCCCCUUUGGGACCAUGUGUCUGGAACACUGAUACUGGAAAAAGGCCAUUUCCGGUUCCUGGAUUUGAAAAUCAGGACAUUUGUAUGUCACUCGCUUAUGGUUCAUUAAGCAAUGACAUUGUUGCUUCAUAUCAUUCCAAAUCCAAGAAAUCAAAUGCUACUGUCAAUUCCCCACUCUGUUCUCAAGUUCUUGUCAAGAGAAUAGCCGAUAGCCAUUAUCGUAACUUGGGAUCUACAUCUGCCUAUUUAAGCAACGGUCAAAUGACAAGGACAGCUAUUAUAAACAUGCAGAAUUGCUUCCCAUUGUUUGCAUAUGGAGAUGAAACAACCCGUGGACUGAGGUUAAAGGAAUUACCAAGUUUCAAUGUGACCCAGAAUCUUAAACCACAUCAUCAUCCCAUCCUUGAUGUGAAGUAUGCACAUAACCAGGACAUGGGUAUACUUGGCUGCGUGAGUGAAGAUAAACUGCAACUUUUUUCUGCAGAACCGUUACAAAAGAGGUAUGUUUAUCUUGCAAAAACCUAUACUUCAGCUGCAACUUUGUUAUCUGAUGGUCGUGGUUUACAGACUCCCACGUAA
Molecule: messenger RNA, 1827 nt
Organism: Dovyalis caffra
Lineage: Eukaryota; Viridiplantae; Streptophyta; Magnoliopsida; Malpighiales; Salicaceae
Source: the annotation of a GenBank genome assembly